Messenger RNA from Hevea brasiliensis (rubber tree), 2880 nucleotides. Its product is annotated as glutamate receptor 2.8-like. Gene Ontology annotation, cellular component: plasma membrane. Gene Ontology annotation, molecular function: signaling receptor activity; ligand-gated monoatomic ion channel activity. The record is from RefSeq and is a predicted model, not a curated record. Bases 49 to 2553 code for a protein of 834 amino acids. Lineage: Eukaryota; Viridiplantae; Streptophyta; Magnoliopsida; Malpighiales; Euphorbiaceae. The transcript is spliced from 5 exons.
AUUCUCUCUUUAGGUGUCUUAGUUUUCUUGAUAAUAGCACAGAAGGCAAUGGCUAAUGGGGUUGAAAAGACAACAGGGAGAGGCAUCAUGGGUGCAGUGGUAGAUGGCAGUUCACGAAUAGGUAAAGAGCAGAAAGUGGCAAUGAAGAUGGCAGUCAGGGAUUUUAAUAACAGCAAUAAUCAAAGUUUUUUUCUUCAAAUCCAAGACUCUCAGGGACAACCCCUUCAGGCAGCUCUUGCAGCCCAGGAACUUACUGAUAGGCAAAAAGUACAAGCCAUACUAGGACCACAAAGGUGGGAAGAAGCAUCACUAGUUGCAGAGGUCGCUAGCCAAGCCCGCAUCCCAAUUAUUUCUUUAGCUGAUGCAACUCCAGUGUGGGCAACAGAACGUUGGCCAUUUAUGGUUCAAGCCUCGUCCAACCAGGACUUGCAAAUGAGAGCUAUUGCUGCCAUUGUUCAUUCAUGGGAAUGGUAUCAUGUUACUGUAAUUUAUGAAGACAAUGGUUCUUCAAUGGUUGAAGGUAUACCUCUUCUCUCAGAUUCCCUACGAGAAGUAGGUGCAGAAAUAAGCCGUCUUUUACCUGUCCCACCUUCUGUUUCUUCAAUGGUAAAGGAACUAGAAAAGAUUAAACAAGAUCAUUGUAGAGUCUUUCUCGUUCAUUUGUCAGUGCCAUUGGCUAUACGCCUAUUCCAAAAGGCGAAUGAAAUGGGGAUGAUGAAGAAGGAUUAUGUAUGGAUAACUACAAAUGCCUUUACAAGUCUCAUCCAUUCUAUCAACACAUCUACCUUCCCCUCAAUGCAAGGAAUUGUGGGUGUCAGGAGCUAUUUCCCUGAUAAAAAGCCCCAGUUUCAAGACUUUGAUAAAAGAUUUGAAACAUUGUUUGCUUCAGAAUAUCCAGAAGAGGACAUUAACAAGCCGGGAAUUUACGCUGUGCAGGCCUAUGACGCUGCAUGGGCACUAUGUUUAGCAAUGAAGGAAAGCUAUAGCAAGGAUGGACAACACUUGUUAGGUAACAUUUUGACAAAUGAUUUCGACGGCCUAAGUGGACAGAUUCAUUUUAUUAACCAAAAAUUAGCUCCAGCUGAUAAAUUUCAGGUCAUUAAUGUAGUGCAUAGGAGAUAUACAGAACUUGGGUUCUGGUCAGACAGAUUAGGUUUCUCAAAGAGCGUUCAUGAAGGAUCUGCAUACAACUCUUGUAUGAAGAAUUUGGGGCAUAUUUUUUGGCCAGGAGACUCUGAAAGCACUCCUAGAGGAUGGGCUAUUCCAACAAAUUCCAAACCACUUCAAAUUGGGGUUCCAAACAUGUCAUCUUUCAAGCAAUAUGUGAAUGUUGUUCAUAAUCCAAUAAAUAACAAUAAUUCUUUUGAAGGAUUUGCUAUUGACCUCUUCAAAGCUACUGUUGCAAGCAUGCCAUAUUUUCUGCACUACAAAUUUAUAUCUUUUCAGGGAACCUAUGAUAAUUUAGUGGAGCAGCUUCAUCUUAAGAAAUUCGAUGCAGUGGUUGGAGAUGUGGCGUUAGUCGCUAGUCGUUGUGAGCAUGCAGAAUUCACGUAUCCCUACACUGAAUCAGUUUUAGUGAUGAUAGUUCCAGUACAAGCACGAACCUCCAAGAGAGAAUUGUUAUUCAUAAAGCCCUUCACAAAAGCUAUGUGGGCUUUAGCAUUGGCUAUAAAUCUCUACAAUGGUUUUGUUGUUUGGAUGAUAGAGCGAAACUACUGCCCUGAACAUAGAGGCAGUGUCCUCAAUCAAAUUGGAAUCAUGAUUGGAUUGUCUUUCACAACACUCUUCUCUUUGCAAGGGGAAAAACUACAUAGCAAUCUAUCACGGAUGGCAAUGGUGGUAUGGCUGUUUGUGGCUCUAGUCAUCACACAGACCUACACAGCUAACCUCACUAGCAUACUCACAGUGACAGGGCUUGAACCCACAGUAGCUGAUGUCCAGUCACUGCAGAACAGCAAUUCCAUGGUUGGAUAUUGCAGGGGUAGUUUUGUCACAAGAUAUUUGACAGAAGUCUUACGCUUCCGCUCUGAGAACCUCAAGAGCUAUAAGUCACCAGAUGAAUACGCUCAGGGCCUUAGAAGUCGAGAAAUAGCAGCUGCUUUUCUUGAAGCUCCUUUUGCCAAAUUAUUCCUGACAAAGUACUGCAAUGAGUUUAUUGCAGCUGGGCCAACCUACAAAGUUGGGGGAUUUGGAUUUGUAUUUCCAAGGGGAUCACCACUCGUACAUGAUGUAACAAAGGCACUGCUAAAUGUAUCAGAACAUGGUAAGCUGCAAGAGCUGGAGAAAGCAAUGCUUGCUUCUGAGAAGUGUGUGGAUGUGAAAUCAGAAGAUGAAAUUUCCAGCCUUAGCCCCAGCAGCUUUUGGGUACUCUUCAUCUUGACAGGAGGCACAUCAACUGUUGCUCUUGUCAGCUAUUUAAUACAGAGAAGAAAGAUGAUCUGGAGAUUGAUCUUGGCUAUAAUGAUAGGGAAGAAACAGCUCUCUAGGAGGAACAGUAAUGUAGAAAGUCCAGCAAAUUCUGUUGGAAUUAUAGAAUUUAGCAUGCAACCCUAAUAACUUCCAGAGGCAAUAGUAUUUGGUUGUAAAUGAAGCUAAUAGAUGAAUUCUUAACAUUUUGUGCCCAAGUUUAGGACUAACCUUAUACUUCUGUAAUUCACUUGAAUCUUCGGGCAUGUACACAAUAGUUACAGGUAUAUAAGCAUACACCAUAAAGAUUAAAUAGUGCAAUGAUCCAGUGUUUGUUCUUUUAGCACAUAUAAAACAGUUACAAGUAACCGAGAGUUGUGAACUUCAAGAACCAGAAAAAGCCAUGAUUGGUUCUCAAAAGUGUGUAGUAGAUGAACAGGAAUCAUCAGAAGAAGAUGAGACUUUCAGCCAUAG